GAAUAAAGGGCAAACAUUUCCCCACGUGAGAACCCUGCUCACUCCACUCCGAAUUGUAGGCUGCCGCAUCUCACCCUUUCGCCUUUCCUCGCCAAUUUGCCAUGUACUACUACUACCACAGGAAUCGCCCGUCCCACUCCCACCACCAUCCAUGGCCGCAUCUGCAACACAGAAUCGCGCAGCGAAAAAAUCUAUCCCCCUCUCGCCUACCUCCCGGUUCCGAGUCCGUGACCGCGAAUGCCAUGCAGAAAUUGCAAUCGUCUUCUUCCUCCCCGCUCUGUCCCCAUCGCGCGGUAACCAUCGCAUCUCCGGCUGCCGCCCCUCUCGCUCCUGUGCUUGCGUGCGCGUGCUGUGAUGCACGCCUGCACAUGUUCGGCGCCAACUACCUGCGCUGCUGUCGCGGGACAAGACUGCGGGGGGCUUGGACUACUACGCCUAGUUGUCAAUUCUUUAUCCUGAUACAGCAGCCGUCAAGCUUUCUUCCAGGGAGGGGAGAGAAAGAGAGGGCGCUCCCAAUCCUCUUCUUUCUCCAUCUUCGUGCCCACCUGGGCCACCUCAAAACCAGCAUCUUGCUUUCCCGAUGGUAUUAGAGCUCCACCCGACCGUACCAGCGUCCAGGAACCGGGUGUGAGGAACCUCUCCCUGCCGCCGCCCAAUUCCGCCCCCCAUUGCGCCAAGAACCGAUGCAGCUCGCCCAAAGAUGAAAGAUUCCGGCUUGCGACGGUGCCGGUGCUCUACCGCCGAUUCCGGGGAGGAGAUGGAGGCCUGAAGCUCGCGGGUUGGGAGGAGGCCAAUGGGGGCGCUUCAGGUGAUGCUUCCGCUCUUGGUGCUGCUCGCCGCCGCGGCGAGGCUUGUCGCGGCGGCGGGGGCGCGGCCGAGCGAGGUGGCCGUGGGCGCGCUCUUCACCUACGACUCCACCAUUGGCCGCGCGGCGCGGCUCGCCAUCGAGCUCGCCGUCGACGACGUCAACGCCGACCGCACCGUGCUCGCGGGGACCCAGCUCAAGUUGAUCACCCAGGACACCAACUGCAGCGGCUUUCUCGGGACCAUCGAAGCAUUGCAGCUAAUGGAAAACAAUGUCGUUGCCGUUAUUGGCCCACAAUCCUCUGGGAUAGGCCAUGUCAUUUCCCAUGUUGUUAAUGAGCUACAUGUUCCUCUUCUAUCAUUUGCGGCCACAGACCCAACUCUUUCUGCAUCAGAGUACCCUUACUUCAUAAGGACAACCAUAAGUGACUACUUCCAAAUGAACGCCGUUGCUAGCAUUGUUGAACACUAUCAGUGGAAAGAGGUAACUGCUAUAUUCGUUGAUGAUGAUUAUGGGCGAGGUGGUGUCUCAGCCCUUGGUGAUGCACUUGCAGAAAAGAGGGCAAGGAUUUCAUAUAAGGCAGCUAUUCCUCCUAACUCAAAUACAGACAUGAUCAACGAUGUAUUGUUCAGAGCAAAUAUGAUGGAAUCAAGGGUCAUGGUUGUGCAUGUCAAUCCUGACACGGGGAUGAGCAUAUUUUCUAUUGCUAACAAGCUCCAGAUGCUGGCCAGCGGCUAUGUCUGGAUAGUGACUGAUUGGCUAGCUGCUGUUCUGGAUUCCUCAGCGUCUAGAGAUCUUAAAUAUAUGAGUCAUAUUCAGGGACUAAUUGUUCUUCGUCAGCACACUCCUGAAUCUGCUGCCAAGAAUAAGUUCAUAUCUAAAUGGAAUGGUGUGGCUCGUAAUAGAAGUAUUACUUCUGGCUUGAACUCAUACGGCUUUUAUGCAUAUGACUCAGUUUGGGCUGUUGCUCAUGGUAUUGAUCAAUUUCUCAAUAGUGGGCAACAGAUCAACUUCUCUACAGAUCCAAGAUUGCACGAUUCUAAUGGAAGCAAUUUGCAGCUAUCAACUCUCAAGAUAUUUGAUGGUGGUGAGCAGAUGCUACAGCAACUUCUCCUCACAAAUUUUACAGGCCUAACUGGUCCAGUCCAAUUUAAUUCAGACCGCGAUUUGGUACGCCCAGCAUAUGAUAUCCUUAAUAUUGGUGGUUCUGGCUCCCAGUUGAUCGGCUAUUGGUCCAAUUACUCAGGCCUCUCUGUAACUGCUCCUGAAAUUUUGUAUCAGAAGCCACCAAAUACUUCUUCAUUUGUCCAGCGGCUCCACAAUGUGGUCUGGCCAGGUGAUUCCACCACUACACCAAAGGGGUGGGUUUUCCCAAACAAUGGACAGCCUCUGCGAGUUGGUGUUCCAAUGAAAGCAAGCUUUAAGGAACUAGUGGCAGGUGGCAGGGGCCCUAAUAAUGUGACUGGUUACUGUGUUGAUAUAUUCAAUGCAGCAAUUAAUCUGCUUCCUUAUCCAGUUCCCUGCCAAUUCAUAACAAUAGGGGAUGGUACAAAGAACCCAAACUAUGACGAUAUUAUUAAUAUGGUUGCUUCCAAUUCCCUUGAUGCAGCUGUUGGUGACUUUGCUAUUGUGAGAAAUAGAACAAAGAUUGCAGAAUUCACGCAGCCUUAUAUUGAAUCAGGGCUUGUGAUAGUAGCACCAGUGAAACAAGCAACUUCAAGUGCCUGGGCUUUCCUUAAACCUUUCACAUUGGAGAUGUGGUGUGUGACAGGUGCUCUUUUUCUUUUUGUGGGGAUAGUUGUUUGGAUUCUUGAACAUCGGACUAAUGAGGAGUUUCGAGGCUCUCCACGACGACAAGUUAUAACAAUAUUUUGGUUUAGCUUCUCAACAAUGUUCUUUGCACACAGACAGAACACUGUAAGUGCACUUGGGCGGUUCGUGUUGAUCAUAUGGUUGUUUGUUGUGCUGAUCAUCAAUUCAAGUUAUACUGCAAGUUUGACGUCAAUCCUCACAGUCCAACAGCUAGCAACGGGAAUAACUGGGAUUGACGAUUUGAUUUCGAGUGCUUUACCUAUUGGAUAUCAGGCCGGAAAAUUUACCAGAAAUUACCUGAUCGAAGAGCUCAAUAUUCCUGAGUCUCGACUGAUUCCACUUAAUACAAUCCAGGAAUAUGCUGAUGCCCUUAAACAUGGACCAAAAGAUGGCGGUGUUGCUGCAAUUGUUGAUGAGAUGCCAUAUGUUGACAUUUUCUUGUCAUAUCACUGCAAUUUCAGAGUAGUGGGACAGGAGUUCACGAAGGAGGGAUGGGGCUUUGCAUUCCAGAGAGAUUCCCCCCUUGCUGCAGACUUAUCAACAGCCAUCCUUCAGCUUUCAGAGAGUGGCCAGCUUCAGAGAAUUCACGACGAGUGGUUGACGCGGUCUAGUUGCUCCUCUGAUGACAGUGAAGUGGGAGCGACCAGGCUUGGCCUUGGAAGCUUUUGGGGCCUUUUCCUCGUUUGUGCCCUGAUAUGUCUCCUUGCUCUGCUGGUGUUCUUCAUACGAGUCUGCUGGCAGUAUAGCAAGUACUCCAAUUCUGAAGCUGCUGGUGAGCCCAGUGCAGCUGAUGCUAAUGCCGCUGCCGCUGCCGUUGCCGCUGAUGCUGCCGAAAGACAGCGAAGGCCAUCACGCCUUGGCAGCUUCAAAGAACUGAUACAGUUUGUCGACAAGAAGGAGGAAGAAGUUAGGAGAACGAUGAAACGAAGAUCAAGCGAGAAAGAUAACCAACCUGCAGGAUCCUCAGAUGUUCAGUCAGUGGUUUCAGCAUAGAACAUUCUUUCCGACUAAAGUCCUUCAGAAGGCAAAGCAGGGAAGCAUAAUACCGAUAGCUUAUUGAUUUAGGUUAACUUGCUUGGGGUAGGAGAUCAAAGAACCAUUUUUCAUCUGGGCCAUUAGAAUUUCGUCUCAGAUACAUAUACACAAGUUGUACUAAACAAUUGUUUCUGGUAAUUGAGUUCUUUUAUCAAGCUGUGCAAA
Messenger RNA from Panicum virgatum (switchgrass), 3817 nucleotides. Its product is annotated as glutamate receptor 3.4-like. Gene Ontology annotation, cellular component: plasma membrane. The coding region runs from base 794 to 3610 and encodes 938 amino acids. The transcript is spliced from 6 exons. Gene Ontology annotation, biological process: G protein-coupled receptor signaling pathway. Gene Ontology annotation, molecular function: G protein-coupled receptor activity; ligand-gated monoatomic ion channel activity. The record is from RefSeq and is a predicted model, not a curated record. NCBI's taxonomy places the organism in Eukaryota, Viridiplantae, Streptophyta, Magnoliopsida, Poales, Poaceae.